AUGUCAACCAUACAGAACCUCAAAAACUUCAUCAGGCAUGGCAAGCAAGCCAAACAAGCUCACGGUGACCCGACCACCAACGUUUCCCCCGUCCAUGCCCAACAGCAACGAUAUGUCCCGCCACCGCCAAACGCCCAAUAUGCCAUGAGCGAUCCAAACGUCCUCGACCACAAACCAUUACAACACGGAAACGUUCCCGGCGCAGACUACUCUGCAGCAAACAUCGACAAUCGAAAUGUUGCCGCCCAGGCAGGUGGUGCUGCCGCCAGAGCAGCGGGUGACAAGCAAAGAAUCGGCGACGCUGAAACCGUGUCACGAUCAGGAAAAGAGACUGACCCGUCAGUCAUCGAGAGAAUCGUUGCGGAAGAGAGGGAAAGCCAAGGGAAGCUGCCAAAAUAUCCCGGCUUGGAACGGUGGACCCUGUUGGAGAAAAUGGGCGACGGUGCCUUCAGCAACGUAUACCGUGCCCGGGAAGCUAACGGCCAUGGACCCGAGGUUGCCAUCAAAGUCGUCCGCAAGUUCGAGAUGAACUCCACACAGAGAGCAAAUAUUCUCAAAGAAGUUCAAAUCAUGCGGCAACUAGACCAUCCCAACAUUGUCAGACUCAUCGACUUCUCGGAAUCUCGGCAGUACUAUUACAUCGUUCUCGAGCUCUGCCCUGGAGGCGAGCUGUUCCAUCAGAUUGUCAGAUUGACAUACUUCAGUGAAGACCUCAGUCGUCACGUCAUUGUGCAGGUCGCGGAGGCUCUGGAAUAUCUACACGAGACUGCUGGUGUUGUACACCGAGACAUUAAACCUGAAAACCUCCUCUUCUACCCCACUACUUUUAUUCCUACGAGACACCCCAAACCUCGAUCGGCUGAAGACGAAGACAAGGAAGAUGAGGGAGAAUUCAUCAAGGGUGUUGGAGCGGGAGGUAUCGGGACGAUCAAGAUCGCGGACUUCGGGUUGUCGAAGGUCAUCUGGGACAGCCAGACCAUGACGCCAUGUGGUACCGUUGGAUACACAGCACCGGAAAUUGUGAAGGAUGAACGCUAUUCGAAGAGCGUUGAUAUGUGGGCAUUGGGAUGCGUUCUAUAUACGCUGCUUUGCGGGUUUCCCCCUUUCUACGACGAGAGCAUUCAGGUCCUUACCGAGAAAGUGGCACGAGGCCAAUAUACCUUCCUUUCGCCGUGGUGGGAUGACAUAUCCAAGCCUGCGCAAGAUCUCGUCUCACAUCUCCUCACUGUUGAUCCUGAACGACGGUACACCAUUCAGCAAUUCCUCAACCACCCAUGGAUCCGGAACACCAGAGAAGAAACCUACGCUGCGGCCGAUGCUCCACCCCUGGCCACCCCUCUCUACACUCGUCAGAAGGAAUACGGCUUCGGGAACCAAAAGCACGGUGGCACAACACCGCCGGAUACUCUCGCAAGCCAAUACCUCGAAACACCAGGUGGUCAUCAACGCCGCGUAGACUUCCGCUCCCCUGGCGCUGUCAAUCUGCGUGAAGUCUUCGAUGUCAGCUACGCCGUUCACCGUCAAGAAGAAGAAGGGAAGCGUCGCAAGAAUUUCCCGCAAGGCUACCGUGGUGCAGCUGGAAUGAACGGCCUCAACCCGCUCAACGAAGAUGAUGAUGACGACUACGACGACCUUGAUGAUGACUUGGCACCGGCUCAAAACCCGCCCUCCAAGCUGCCUAAACCGCAGGGUGGCGCGGCGGACGUCAGCAGCGUGGAACAGAAAAUGAGAAGCACAAACCUCGGCAAUCCUAGUGCUGCUGCACAAGCACGACAGGCAGCUGCGCCAAAGCAAGCCGGCUAUGGUCAGCACAGCCCUGCAGUUGCGGCGGCAGCGAAGCAGCAAGUGAGGAAGAACAGGGGCGCCUUCGAGCUCAGUCUGGACAAUGCAACACUCCUGGGACGGAGAGGGAAGGGGCAGGACCCGAGUAAACUUAGGGAGCAGAUCGUGCAGUAG
This is a messenger RNA of Letharia columbiana, 1956 nucleotides long. RefSeq lists its product as uncharacterized. Gene Ontology annotation, molecular function: ATP binding; protein kinase activity. The transcript has 3 exons. Bases 1 to 1956 code for a protein of 651 amino acids. Gene Ontology annotation, biological process: protein phosphorylation. NCBI's taxonomy places the organism in Eukaryota, Fungi, Ascomycota, Lecanoromycetes, Lecanorales, Parmeliaceae. The record is from RefSeq and is a predicted model, not a curated record.